AGUAUGGCAUGGGGAUUGCCCAGUGCUGCCAGCCUGGCCCGUCUCUGCCAGAAGCUCAACCGGCUGAAGCCAUUGGAAGAUGCCAUGAUGGAGACUUCCCUGAGACGCUGCCUGUCUACACUGGACCUGGCGCUGCUGGGCAUCGGUGGCAUGGUGGGCUCGGGUCUCUAUGUGCUCACCGGCACAGUGGCUAAAGAAAUGGCUGGCCCGGCAGUGAUCAUCUCCUUUGCUGUGGCCGCUGUGGCCUCGCUGCUGGCAGCCCUGUGUUACGCAGAGUUUGGGGCUCGUGUGCCACGCACGGGCUCAGCCUACAUGUUCACCUAUGUGUCCAUGGGUGAGCUCUGGGCCUUCCUCAUUGGCUGGAAUGUGCUGCUGGAGUACAUGAUCGGGGGUGCUGCUGUGGCCCGAGCUUGGAGUGGCUACCUCGAUUCCAUCUUCAGCCACCACAUCCGGAAUUUUACAGAGACCCAUGUGGGCGCGUGGCAGGUACCCUUCCUUGCCCGCUACCCAGACUUCUUGGCUGCGGGCAUCCUGCUGAUCGCUGCUGCCUUUGUUUCCUGUGGGGCCCGUGUCUCCUCUUGGCUGAACCAUAUCUUCUCUGCCCUCAGCCUGGGUGUCAUCGUCUUCAUCGUCAUACUGGGCUUUGUGCUGGCCCAGCCCAGGAACUGGAGCACGCAGGAGGGUGGCUUUGCCCCUUUUGGUUUCUCGGGCAUCCUGGCGGGCACGGCCACAUGCUUCUAUGCCUUUGUGGGCUUCGAUGUCAUCGCCGCCUCCAGCGAAGAGGCCAGGAACCCCAAGCGGGCAGUGCCCAUGGCCAUCGCCAUCUCCCUAAGCCUGGUGGCUGGUGCCUACAUCCUGGUGUCCAUGGUCUUGACUCUGAUGGUGCCCUGGCACAGCCUGGACCCUGAGUCAGCCCUGGCUGAUGCCUUCUACCGGCGUGGCUAUGGCUGGGCUGGCUUCAUUGUGGCUGUGGGAUCCAUCUGUGCCAUGAACACUGUACUGCUCAGCAACCUCUUCUCCCUGCCGAGAAUCGUCUACGCCAUGGCCGCUGAUGGACUCUUCUUCCAGGUGUUUGCCCACGUGCACCCCAAGACCCAGGUGCCGGUAGUGGCCAUUGUUGUGUUUGGAAGCCUCAUGGCAGUGCUGGCCCUGAUCCUAGACCUCGAGGCUCUGGUCCAGUUCUUGUCUAUUGGAACGCUGCUGGCCUACACCUUCGUGGCGGCCAGCAUUAUCAUCCUUCGCUUCCAGAGAGUCCCAGCCCCUGGCUCACCACCAGCCCUACCCAGCCCAAGCCCCCCGUCCAAGCAGUAUGAGUCCUUCUCUGACAGGCUGCAACUGGUGGGGGCCACCCAGGCUGAGGCCCCUGAGCCAGGCCAGCUCAAGCUAGCCUGGCGGCCCUACCUGCCCUUUCUGAGCUCCCGCUGUGGCUCAGGGGCUUCUGUGACCUGGGCGUUGGGGGGCCUCAUGGUGUCUGCCAUUGGGCUCAGCUGUGUGCUUAUCUUUGGGGAUUCCACCCUGCACCUGCCCCGCUGGUGCUCCACCUUCUUGCUGGUUCUCUGCAGCCUUGCCUUCCUGUUCAGCCUCCUUCUCCUUGGCGCCCAUCAGCAGCAGCCAAGCCAGGACACUUUCCAGAUCCCUUGGGUGCCUCUGACUCCGGCUCUGAGCAUCCUUCUGAACAUCUGUCUCAUGCUGAAACUGAGCUAUAUGACCUGGCUGCGCUUCGCUAUCUGGUUACUGGCAGGGCUUGGUGUCUACUUUGGCUAUGGAAUCAGGCACAGCAAGGAGAAUGUGGAGGACCCUCCGGGUUCAGGCAGCACCCGCUAUGUGGUAUUCCCCAGUGGAAGCCUAGAGGAGACGGUGGAAGCAGUGCAGCCCCCCGGCCAAGCCAGCUCAGGACCUCCCCCGAGUGCCGACAGCCCCAGCCCUGGGAGCAGUGGCUGACACCCAGCAGACUGUUCAGAAUGGCCCUCACU
Messenger RNA from Trichosurus vulpecula (common brushtail), 1973 nucleotides. RefSeq names its product solute carrier family 7 member 4 (gene SLC7A4). Lineage: Eukaryota; Metazoa; Chordata; Mammalia; Diprotodontia; Phalangeridae. Gene Ontology annotation, biological process: transmembrane transport; amino acid transport. The transcript is spliced from 4 exons. Gene Ontology annotation, cellular component: plasma membrane. Gene Ontology annotation, molecular function: amino acid transmembrane transporter activity. The coding region runs from base 4 to 1941 and encodes 645 amino acids. The record is from RefSeq and is a predicted model, not a curated record.